AUGUCAGAUAAAAUAAUUUUAUAUGGUGAUUUAAUAUCACAACCCGUUCGUGCUGUUUAUUGGUUUUUAGUUUUUAAUAAAAUAGAUUUUGAACUCCAUGAAAUUUUACUUGGAAAAAAAGAAGCUAGAACAGAAGAAUCCAAAAAAAUAAAUCCAUUACAAAAAAUGCCAGCAUUGAAAUAUAAAGGCGAAAUUUAUAUUGAGUCACAUAAUAUUUUAAGAUUUUUAUCACAAGAAUUUAAUUUAAACCAAUAUUAUGGUGAAACAUUAUUAGAAAAAACUAAAGUUGAUACAUAUUUAGAUUGGAUGCAUUUAGGAAUUAGAGCUUAUUCACAAUCAUUAUUUGCUCAAAAAUAUUUAAUGCCAAAAUUUGGUACUGAUUUAUAUAAUGAUAAAAAUUUAAAUGCUGAAGAAGGUGUACCAAUUGGUUUAAAACAAAUUGAAAAUGUUUUUUUAAAAAAUGGUAAAAACAAAUAUAUUGUUGGUGAUCGUUUAACAAUUGCUGAUUUUUCAUGUUAUUCUGAACUUAAACAAUUAGAAGGAAUAAAAUAUGAUUUUUCACCAUAUAAAGCAAUUGAAAAUUGGAAAAAACAAAUGGAAUCAUUAGAUGGAUAUAAAGAAGCAAAUGUAAAAAUUAAUCAACUUGCAUCACAACAAUAA
Messenger RNA from Dictyostelium discoideum AX4, 660 nucleotides. RefSeq lists its product as hypothetical. The transcript is spliced from 3 exons. Lineage: Eukaryota; Evosea; Eumycetozoa; Dictyosteliales; Dictyosteliaceae. Gene Ontology annotation, cellular component: cytoplasm. Bases 1 to 660 code for a protein of 219 amino acids. The record is from RefSeq and is a predicted model, not a curated record.